Symbiodinium pilosum is the source of this 844-nucleotide messenger RNA. The record is from the annotation of a GenBank genome assembly. Lineage: Eukaryota; Dinophyceae; Suessiales; Symbiodiniaceae.
GUAUUCCCUGCGCCGUGAGAGCACCCUGGAAAGCCCAGGCGUGUAUGACCUCGCGUGGGGUCCUGAGGGUGUGCUGGUAGCUGCCUGCGCUGACGGAUGUGCGCGGCUGUAUUCGCAGACUGGUGUAUUGCAUGAAACGUUCAGGUUAAGCAGCCAGAUCUUGACCCACAUUUGCUUUGGAGUUGGCGUGGAGGGAGAUGGUUUAGCAGUGGUGGGUCAGGAAGGUAAGUGCUACCACCUGAAGCUUGCAGCAGAUGGCCUUCAGAAGCUUGGGCAGCAACAGCAGCAUGAUCUAGAAGCCUGGUGCGUUGACGUUUCCCCUGCUGAGCCUGCGUUGAUUCUUUCUGGCGCGGAUGACGGUCACUUGGCUGCUUGGGAUACCCGAAGCCCGAGUGCGGUGCUUCGAAAUCGCCGCGCGCAUGAAGCAGGCGUGACAGCCCUAGCAUUCAACCCUUUCAACCCGUUGCAGGUAGCAUCUGGGAGCUACGAUGAAAGGCUCAGGCUUUUCGACUUGAGGCGGCUCACAGCUGAGCCGCUGGGUUUGACUGGUCGGCUCGGGGACGGAGCAUACCAAAUCUCCUGGCAUCCUUCAUGGUGUGGUGUUCUUGCAGUCGCCGCAAUGCGCUGCGGCUUUCCUGUAUUCUCGGUCAAUGAUGGUGAUUUCAAGCCCCUCGCUACAUACGCGUCGGAUGCGCCAGAAGGAGCGCAUGGUUCGCUGGGCUACGGGGUCGCCUGGCAGUUCGGGUGUUCGGAAGUUUCCUUGGCAGCUUCAGCAUCCUUCUACGACCGCAGCGUCCACCUCUGGUCGGCCAGAGACCCGGAGAGUGGGGAACCAACAGCUUAG